Messenger RNA from Uloborus diversus, 1351 nucleotides. RefSeq lists its product as uncharacterized. The transcript has 4 exons. NCBI's taxonomy places the organism in Eukaryota, Metazoa, Arthropoda, Arachnida, Araneae, Uloboridae. The record is from RefSeq and is a predicted model, not a curated record. Bases 194 to 976 code for a protein of 260 amino acids.
GUUCUUCUGAACAAGGAAUCGAAGAAUUAUUUUCAGUUGGAUACUUUUAGAUUUCCAAAAUUGUGGGGAGGAGAAAAAUUUCCAUGGACAGAUGAUGCCUCACUUUGUCUACCCCUAGCUACGGCCCUGACUGCCCAGCAUUAUAUAUUAUUUAAAAACAACCAGACGGUGAACAAAGAGCUGUAGAAAGAGAAUGGAUCGCAACAUCCCGGAUGUCAGAGACAUCUUCGGACGCAGUACGGAUUCGUCACCAAAGAAACAGGAGCUGCGUUCGUAUGACUAUUCACCCCGAAGUCGCAGGCGCCAUGAAGAAUCGGAGAAUCACAGCCACAGGAUACCAUCCCACAACCACCAAUCUUCGGAUUACCGAUCCAACAAUUUCAGCAAUCCUAAGAAAAAUCGCAGUCGCCAUGACGACUACAGUGAACCGAUUAAGCAGAAUAUUAUCCGGAAAACAGACGACAAAUCCUCCACCAAGAGCAAAGAUUCGUCUCACUAUUCCAACAGGACUCUCACUGAACGCGACAUUCGUCAUUUGGAACGCCAUCUUUCAAUGAAGAAGACCAUCCGCAAGCAGAUCAGUCGAAACUUGGCACAAGCUUUCGUAGAUGACCCCGAGUUGGUUUUAAAUGAUUUCACGCCGAGUCCUGUUGCCAAACCUGGGAAUAAAGUCUCAGCUGAUCGCACUUUUACUCUGACCCGAGCUAAAGUGUCCAAAUCGGAGCAAAAUGUCCUGGAUCUACUAAAAGACAACGAGCCCGACUCGGGACAUUGCAGUGCAGAUAAUCCGAAUAGUUCCGACGACGAUUCUCAAGAGCAAACCAAGCACUAUCAGACGAGUAAAUACUCUGAGAAAACGAGUGGCAACAGCAGGCCUGUUGUUGAGAGCAACCGGAAUAAAAGUGAACCUCUCAAAGACGAUGGGAAAUUUUCUUUUUGGAAAAUGUUCUCCGUUAAGAAUAGAGGAAAACGAUGAUUGUGUGUUAAAAUUUAAAAUUUCAGUGAAUAUGACUUCGAAGUAACUGAAUUUUGUAGGUGCUUAAAAAGUUACUAAACGCUCUUACUGUCUGUGAUAAUCUAGCACUUGGUGGAAAAAAUGUUUGCUGACUUUCAAAAUUGUGCCUUCGAAUUUAAUACUAAUUUAUUAAAAUAUUGAACUUUUUACACGAAUUCAAGGUAGAACGGUAUAUGCAAUUCGUUAGAAUAGCUUUUUAUAUUAUUUUAGGCAACGAGAAAGCGAUUUUUUCCCCAUUGAUUAUAUUGAAUUUCAAUGGAAUUUAUUUUUGUUCAUGAACAAGAAUUAUGAGAGAAGUUUUUAACUGAGAAACUAAUUACUAUUUUAAAGGUUUGA